This is a messenger RNA of Fraxinus pennsylvanica, 1275 nucleotides long. NCBI's taxonomy places the organism in Eukaryota, Viridiplantae, Streptophyta, Magnoliopsida, Lamiales, Oleaceae. The record is from the annotation of a GenBank genome assembly.
AUGGAUCUCAAUUCCAUAAUCCGAAUAGCGUCGCCACCGCCGCGACACUGGCUCACCCACACCCGACUUAACCAGAGUCGAACAGUCAUCCAAUGUGUCUACAGAUUUGAAUCGUCCAAGGCCAACGCCUUGGGCGGCUUAAACUUCAGUCCAGGAGGUCGGUAUGACUGGCAGAGUUCGUGUGCAAUAUUGGCCAGCAAAGUGGUGUCGCAGCAGCAAGAUAAGGAGAUGAACGGCGGCGCUGAUGGAAUCUCCGCCGUUAAUGGCCACCAUACUCACGACCUUGUGCCUGUCAAGACAGCUAAGACUGUGCCAUCGGCUUUCCCCAAACCCCUCAGCAUCGCCGACCUCUUGCCGGCGCCGAUGCACGGAUCACAGCUCCGCGUCGCGUAUCAGGGUGUUCCUGGAGCGUACAGUGAAGCGGCCGCCGGGAAGGCGUAUCCAAAUUGCGAAGCCAUACCCUGUGACCAAUUUGAAGCGGCGUUCCAAGCCGUUGAACUUUGGAUCGCGGAUAGAGCGGUGCUUCCGGUGGAAAAUUCCCUCGGUGGAUCUAUUCACCGGAACUAUGACCUCCUCCUCCGCCACCGCCUCCACAUAGUCGGCGAAGUUCAGCUCCCCGUCCACCACUGUCUCUUAGCACUCCCAGGUGUUCGAAAGGAGUACCUCACCCGCGUAAUCAGCCACCCUCAGGCACUCUCCCAAUGCGAACACACCAUUACCAAACUAGGCCUCAAGGUCGCACGUGAAGCCGUGGACGACACCGCCGGAGCAGCCGAGUACAUAGCAACCAAUAACCUCCAAGACACGGCUGCAAUUGCCUCAGUACGCGCCGCGGAGCUUUACGGCCUCCAAAUUCUGGCGAAUGGUAUCCAGGACGACUCCAGUAACGUAACCCGAUUCGUCAUGUUAGCCCGAGAACCCAUAAUCCCUCGAACCGAUCGUCCCUUCAAAACCAGCAUUGUUUUCGCCCAUGAGAAAGGAACCAGUGUACUAUUCAAGGUUCUAUCGGCGUUUGCAUUUCGGAACAUAAACUUAACAAAAAUUGAAUCACGGCCGCACCGGAAUAGCCCAAUUCGUGUGGAGGAAGAUGGCAAUGAGGGUAUGGCGAAGCAUUUUGAGUACAUGUUUUACGUGGAUUUUGAGGCGUCCAUGGCGGAAUUGAGAGCGCAAAAUGCACUUGCUGAAGUUCAGGAAUUCACGUCUUUCUUGAGAGUAUUGGGGAGCUAUCCAAUGGACAUGACGCCAUGGAUCCCCUCCAGAGAGGAAAAUAUAUAA